CUGUCGACUCUGUGGGCCCGUGACAAGCACCGAGGGACCGAGAGAAAGGCGAGGUCUGGAAAGGCCGCCCAGCGCGGGCAGGGAGGCCAGCCGCCGCAGCACGGGGGCACUCACUCCGGCUGACUCGGGCUGGCACUGUUGGCUAGGGAUGUCGUCCUGGACGAGGUGGCAUGGGCUCGCCAUGGCGCGGCUCUGGGGCUUCUGCUGGCUGAUUGUGGGCUGCUGGAGGGCCGCGCUUGCCUGCCCCACGUCCUGCAAAUGCAGUGCUUCCCGGAUCCGGUGCAGCGACCCUUCUCCUGGCAUCGUGGCAUUUCCGAGGUUGGAGCCUAACAGUGCAGACCCCGAGAACAUCACCGAAAUUUACAUUGCAAAUCAGAAAAGGUUAGAAAUCAUCAACGAAGAUGAUGUUGAAGCUUACGUGGGACUGAAAAAUCUGACAAUUGUGGAUUCUGGAUUAAAAUUUGUGGCUCAUAAAGCAUUUCUGAAAAAUGGCAACCUGCAGCAUAUCAAUUUUACCCGAAAUAAACUGACAAGUUUGUCUAGGAAACAUUUUCGUCACCUUGAAUUGUCUGAGCUGAUUCUGGUGGGCAAUCCCUUUACGUGCUCCUGCGACAUUAUGUGGAUCAAGACUCUCCAGGAGACUAAAUUCAGUCCAGAGACUCAGGAUUUGUACUGCCUAAGUGAAAGCAGCAAGAAUAUUCCCCUGGCAAACCUGCAGAUACCCAAUUGUGGUUUGCCAUCAGCAAACUUAGCUGCGCCUAACCUCACUGUGGAGGAAGGAAAGUCUAUCGUGCUAUCUUGUAGCGUUGCAGGCGAUCCUGUUCCCAAUCUGUACUGGGAUGUUGGUAAUCUGGUUUCCAAACAUAUGAAUGAAACGAGCCACACACAGGGCUCCUUAAGGAUAACUAACAUUUCAUCUGAUGACAGUGGAAAACAAAUCUCUUGUGUGGCAGAAAAUAUUGUAGGAGAAGAUCAAGAUUCUGUCAACCUCACUGUGCAUUUUGCACCAACUAUCACAUUUCUCGAAUCUCCAACCUCAGACCACCACUGGUGCAUUCCAUUCACUGUGAAAGGCAACCCCAAACCAGCGCUUCAGUGGUUCUAUAAUGGGGCAAUCUUGAAUGAGUCCAAAUACAUCUGUACUAAAAUACAUGUCACUAAUCAUACGGAGUACCACGGCUGCCUCCAGCUGGAUAAUCCCACGCACAUGAACAAUGGGGACUACAUUUUAAUAGCCAAGAAUGAGUAUGGGAAGGAUGAGAAACAGAUUUAUGCUCACUUCAUGGGCUGGCCUGGAGAUGGUGCAAACCCUGAUGUCAUUUAUGAAGAUUAUGGAACAGCAGCGAAUGACAUUGGGGACACCACAAACAGAAGUAAUGACAUCCCUCCCACAGAUAUGGCUGACCAAUCGGGCCGGGAACAUCUCUCGGUCUAUGCAGUGGUGGUGAUUGCAUCUGUAGUGGGAUUUUGUCUGCUGGUAAUGCUCUUUCUGCUUAAGUUGGCAAGACACUCCAAGUUUGGCAUGAAAGGCCCAGCUUCAGUUAUCAGUAAUGAUGAUGAUUCUGCAAGCCCACUCCACCACAUCUCCAAUGGGAGUAACACCCCAUCUUCUUCAGAGGGCGGCCCGGAUGCUGUCAUUAUUGGAAUGACCAAGAUCCCUGUCAUUGAAAAUCCCCAGUACUUUGGCAUCACCAACAGUCAGCUCAAGCCAGACACAUGGCCCAGAGGUUCCCCCAAGACCGCCUGAUAAUAAUUUGGUAUUUGGAGGCUCCUGUGUCACUGCAGGAAUUAAAGGAGGCUAAAUCCAUGCCUGAUGGAGGAGAAGAGUUCUAUGGUUUUCUGCAAAUUCUGGCCAGACAACAUCUUGACGUCAUUCCUUAGCUUCCAUAACCUAGCCAAGCAAGAAGUUGCCUUCCAAAGACAAAGCAGUGUGCUCUAAUGACUAACCCCUCAAAGCGCUAUGCCAUUUUAACUAUAGACCCAUCUCCUCGAUCAAUCAGGAUGGCAAGCUGGAGCUGAUGAGCUCAGCAACAUCAAGUCUGGAGUUGGUCUUUAAUUCAACUAGUCUGUUUAGCCAAGUCUGAAAAUCACAUCAUCUGAGAGCACGGGGUGGUUUCCUAGUAGGAUUUGCAAACUUGGUUCAAGGGCCGUGUGCUGCUAUCCUCUCCUUGACUGUCGAGAAAAUUUUUGACAGGGUACAGUGGAAACACACCUUCUGAGCUGAAAAAAAAAAAGAAAGAAAGAAAGAAAGAAAGAAGGAAAGAAAAGCAAAACCCCCAAAACAUCAAUCUUGGGUUCUCUUGAAGGGUGGGAAUGCGUUACAUCUUCCCCUGCAGGGAAAGUGGGUGCCAUAGACUUACUGUCUCCUCUAAAGUUGUGUCUUUCCUAGAGAAGCCUUGUAAAUUAGCUAGGGACCUAGGCCUAGAGUCUAGGUCAAAUUAGAAUUGGCUCUAAAUAUGUACCUGUGUGUGUUGUUUUGUCCUUGGACAGCAUGCCCGCCGUGUAACCUAGGGCCAGGAACUCCUGUGGCAGAUGCUUAUAAAGAAGUCUGACUUCUUCCUUCUUCAAUCCCAUUUCCAAUGAAAUGGGUAUUUAUUGAAUUCUCCCAGAGUGUGCCAUACUUCUCCAAGUAUUAGAGUUCACGUGUGUGUGUAUGUGUUUUCCCAUUAGUCACAUGCUUAUUAGGCAUUUUAAAGAUCAGCACAGACUCCUAGACCAGCUAGGACUAAGGAAAUAAGAUGUUAUAAAGGCAAGAAGUGUCUUACCAGUAGUUGAACAUAUCACACAGGGCACAGACGUCUGCAUUGCCAUUGUCAUCAACGAAGGGAGGGAAUGGAGAUGAUCUUUUUCAAGCAACUGCAGAAGCUUUUGAACGUAUUCACAAUGUAACUUUGAGUACACAUGAGCAAAAAUUCUGAAUUACAUCCAGGACCCCAGGAACACGUUUUAACGGAUCAAAAGAUGGAGGCUCUGAAAGUUAGCUGAGGUUAUCUUCAAACUUGAGGGCAAUUGUGUGACGAUGGUCCAUUUUGAUGAUCAGGGAUAGGAUUUAAAAACAAACAGCAAGGAUUGUUUUAGCACUUUCUUUGCUGAUUAAUUUUGCCUUUCAAAAUUAUAUUUUCUUCCAUGUAUUUAAUUGGCCAAGUAAAAGCUGCUUUGGGAACUGUUUGUGUGCCUUUGAAGGCCAUGGCCUGCAUUUUAAAAAUAAGCCAACUCCAUUCUGCCUAGCUUGAGCGUUAGGACAGGGAGAAUGCAGCUAUUUUAGGAUCCUUAGAAAUUGCUUCGUUUCCCACACACUGGGUUGGCAACUCAUCCCACGAGGGUCUUCAUGGCACAUUGUUGCAUUUUGUAUGUCCCAGUCUGAUUCUUUUCCCCUCUUGAUGCCCUAGUCCCCCAUUGCUAGUAAAAACAAUUUGACAUUAUAUUCCCUUUCAUCUCCAAAGGAGAGAGUAAGAAACUAUCAAAUGAUGCUUAAAAAGUAACUCAAGUUCCUUAGAAGAAAGGGAACAAACACAUGCUGCAUUAUUAAUUGAAAUAAUCGAGAUGAGAAUCUGUUAGCAAAUCAUUUCAGACACAGUCACAGUAAGUAAAAUGAGAGAUCUUUUUAAUUCACAUUUGACCACUGGGUGAUACUACUUGUUAUCAAAAUAGAAAUACCACCUGUUUAUAGGACAUAUUGAAUACUGGGGAUACACUGAAUACUCCCAUCCUACGUUUGACAGCUGAGAGGGGAAAAUGGCUAUGGAUCUGGGUGGGGGGAACCAUUCAUAGUGACAUUCUGAAAACAAUUUUUACUUCCACAUCAUCAGCCAGCCGAGGUGGAAUGAGGCAUCCUGCAAGCAUCUGACAUCUCAGUACACUUCCCCCAAGUCAACAAGUUGGCCACCUUCCAGCAGAUGCAGGUUCCUGAUGCAUUUGUUCUGGGCAUUUCCCAAGGCCCGGGUGAACUGGAGAGCGUGUACCAGCAGGAUUGAUCUAAUUCCAUGGCACCUCUACUUUGAUUUUGGAUUGAAUGCUCUUGUGUGUGCUGGCAAAUUGUGGACCAGGGUCAGCUCAGCAAACACGGAUGCAGAAGAGCCUCUUAGGCUCUACCAGAUGCUUUGAACUAUUGAGUACUCUCUAUGGUUAAGUAGAGAUGGCAUGGUUGGAGUUUUUCUUGGAUGUGUUGCUCAAUCCUUUAUGGUAGCUAUUAUAACAAAGUGCAGGUUUUCUCCCUGUGAAAUGCAGAUUUUCUCUGCCUUUCCUAAUUCUGCCAGCCCAGGAGGGUAACCCACCAUGGUUGGGUAACUUCUCAGAUUACUCAUCAUGUCAACUCUCCUUAGUGAUGGGCACAAUAAUGCUGUCCUUUAUGCUCAUUGGGUGUUGUAGUGGUAUUUUGUUUUGGUUUUCUUUCCCUUCAUAGUUCUUAAUUCUUUGGAAAGGCAUGUUAAAAAAAUUGCUCUAAACCAUGGACUAUGAAAAACUGGGGAGAGAGCGAUUACUUAAUUCAAUCUGGUAGUGAAGCAAGAAGGUAAUCACAUGCUGGAGGGUUAGCCCCAAAAAGGAGGGUGAAUGAGACAGCAUCCCAGAGGAAACCUGAAUGAUGUCCCCCUACUCCCAUUUGGGUUUGCUUCCUUUUGGUGAGAGAAUGCUGAGUGUUUCUGCUGGUGUACACCUGGCUUCCCUCAUUGAGGGGAAAAUUAAAAGGCAGUCCAGGGGACUCAAAGGAAAAAGGAUCCAUAUUAGGAUCACCAACCAUGCUGGUUUGCCCAGCAUUGAGGAAGGUCCUAGGAUGCAGAACUUCCAGUUUUAAAACCAUUACGGUCCUAGACAAACCACAGUGAUCUGGUCACCCUAGUAGUACAGGCCUAAUGAUUUUUGCUUGCAAGAAAAAAUGAAGUCUUAAUUCCCCCAAAUGCCUUCUGGUGCCCUAAAAUGAGAUAUUUUUAAAAUAAAAAUAAAUAACCUAGGUUAUAGUAGAAAGUUUGGAAAACAUAAAAGACAAAGAUGAAAUAAAAAAUCACCUGUAACUCUGAUAGUUAGAGAUAACUGCUGAAGAUAUCAUUUGCACAUGUGGCUUUCUGGUCUUGUGAAUGUCCCUUUAAUCUCGUGUGAUGUAAAAUCUAACUGUGUCCUUGCUUUUAUUUACACUGGGCUUUGUUCAUAUUUCUAUAGUAAUGGUUCAUCGUUGGUGGAUUUUGCUGGAGUAUCCAUAGGAAGUACACUCAGUGUCUUAUUGCCAGUUCCUUAUUUCUCAUUUGUUGGUGGUGCACCGGAGGGUUGGCGAUGGUUGACAUUGUCAGGUGUGGACUGGAGGAUCCUAAACUCCAGGGGAGCUCAGCUGUCAUGUGGUAAAUAUCCUAGAGGAUAUGGGCCCAGGCUGGGGUUGGAAAGACUCAGAAAGUAAAAGUCUCCCUUUUACUGUCAAGGCAGGUUGGGAGCUCCAGGUUAGGAUCAACACUCUACAUGACUCCAAAUGUAGUUUUUUGCCCAACUUCAGCAGAUAAUCCCUUCUUUUCUCUCAGUUCUUCAAUAUAGCUAGCUAGUGCCCUUUAGGGAGCUGAGUGUUCUGGAUAUUAAAAGGCCAGGCUAGUUACAGCUAAUAUGAUUCCUGAUAUUUAGGGAUGCUUGUUCUCCCACCCCAGGAUUCCUGGGCUGUGCAAAGGACUUCUGAUGGACUGGAGUCUCCCUUUGGGUAUUUGGCCUUACCUAAACUUGGUGGAAUAAGCGGUCCAAAGACCAACAGAUUUUUCCAUCAUGAAAAGCUUCCUCUUUUGAUGUCUUAGGCACCCAGACAGACUGAGGUUCUGGCAAGGAGCCUCUAUCAAUACCAUGGCAUAAAAUAGUAUGUCACUGUUGGUAUUUUGCACAGUAAUAUUGUCAGAUUCUAAAUAUGAGCCAGAACGAAUAGAUUCCUGUAAUCUGUAAGAGAUUAUAUUUGUGUGAUUUUGAACCAAAGUGUGUGUGGGGGGAGUCCUAGAAACUAAACAAUUCUCUCAUGCCUAGUUUCUAUAUUAUUCUUAUCAGUUCCUGUAUGUUCUAUGAGUAUGGGUAGAGAUCAACAUUCUUUUCAUCCUGUUGCUAUUUUUCAGCAUGUUGAUUUAACUAUAUCAUUAACCUUUUGGGUGUGUUAAAGCACAACAGAAGCUCAUGAUUAGAUAAUCAUGGCAUUUAGACUGAGUUCCAUGUUCCUAAUUUUCCAAUAAAGUGGUUGGUAUAGAGGAGACAGGGUAAAAUCCUAAACUAUCAAUAUCAAAAGAACCAUCCUGCACUUGAGUGAAUGUCUUCGCUGAAGGGAAUUGCAUGGUAUGUCUUCUUAUAAAAUGAGCAGAGAUGUCACCACCGACCCAUCACCUGAGUUGUUUAUUGGAAUGGUGGAUGUUCAGAUCCAUUUCUACUUCCAUGCCCAAUGCUCACCCUUCACCCCAAAAUAAAGUUUGCUUUUGUAAGUCAGCUGGACUUUGGUUUGCUGCUAAGGAAACUAACUAAUUUAACCAGAAACAGAACUCAUAUUCUUACCUUCUAUUAAUCUAGUACUCUGGAUAGCUGAACUGACUGGUUUCACAUUCUUGCUAUCCUGGGUUUACUUUUUCUGAAUCAUAAAAAUAAAUUCCUUUUUCCAUCUUGCUCUGCCAUUCUCGCUCCUUUACUCUAUGUAUUGGGGUUCGGGAAUCAUGACACUAAUGAUUAUCUCAUUUCUUCCUAGUUCUAAUAAUGCCAUUUUCUGACAUCCACAGAAGCAAUUAUGAACGUGUAUAGUUGCUUGAGCCAUAUUUAGAGGAGGAUGGUUUCUCUUUCUGAAGUGUUAGAUGCUCUGUCAGAGGGAUACUUUUAGGGUUUUUCUUUCCCAGUUGAGAGCCUUUGUUUUAAGGUGAUGGUAAAAUUACUUGGUGUACAUGUAAGAUGUUAGUUUUCCUUAACCCUUGAGUAGACAUUUAUCAACAUUGGUUUGAAAGGUAAGACAUUCAUUUUGUUAGGAAGACAUUGGUGAUGGGGAGCUGCACCUUCAGUUCCUGGGAUCCUGAGCUUUGGGGAGUAAGGCAAUGGCCAAAUGGCAAUGAUAAUAAUAUGCCCACUCACUUUCUGAAUCACACUUCUCCACUGGGCUUCUGUAUGUUCUCUGCUCUGUCCUACAAAUUAUAUCCCAAGUUUUCAGUUAAAGUGGAUCUCAGCCAGAUGGGCUAACACACCAGCCCAACCCUUGGUGUUGAAAAUCUCAGUGCCCCUCUUAUUUCUGCUUGGGAAGUUCUGGGUGGUUCCUGACCUUUAUCUCACCUCCUGCCCCAGCAUGAGGAAGGACUCUAGGGUGUGGGAAGGCUUGGGGAAGGGGUGUGUUGAGUGGGAAUUCAUUCAGAUGGUCCCCACGUUUGGAGAGAGGGAACCUGUGUAGGUGGGUAUGGGUUGAUGUUUUCUAAGGAGACCCUUCUGCUGAUGGGCACAUUCCUAAGGUCACCCAGCUUCCCCACUAUGGGCAAAGAGCCUCUUUCUGCCUGGGCAUCCUGCCUGGUGCUUGGAGCACUGGUCUCGGCAGUUCAGCUCUCUCUUGUGGCAAGGGGCUCUGUUGAUUGCUAAAAUAUUGCUAGCCCUUACUCCCCUUUCAUUUGAUACAAUGGAGUGGAUCUAAAACAAGACUUGUAUUCCUUUCUAUGUUCAGUCACUUCGGGGAUUGUCUAUGCAUACAUACAUGUGAUCAGUCGGAGCUUGGGAUUCUUUAUUACAGAGACAUCUUCAGGAAAAUGAGUUCUAUUGUAUUGGAAUUUGUGAUGUAGUCGAUCAUUCAGAGCCAAAAGUGUAUACCAAUAAAAGUAAG
Molecule: messenger RNA, 7789 nt
Organism: Choloepus didactylus (southern two-toed sloth)
Lineage: Eukaryota; Metazoa; Chordata; Mammalia; Pilosa; Megalonychidae
Gene: NTRK2
Product: neurotrophic receptor tyrosine kinase 2
Exons: 13
Coding region: 149-1747 (532 amino acids)
Biological process (GO): regulation of phosphatidylinositol 3-kinase/protein kinase B signal transduction; cell surface receptor protein tyrosine kinase signaling pathway; protein phosphorylation
Cellular component (GO): axon; plasma membrane; signaling receptor complex
Molecular function (GO): ATP binding; brain-derived neurotrophic factor binding; brain-derived neurotrophic factor receptor activity
Source: RefSeq, a predicted model, not a curated record